AUGAGCUUUCUCAGUUCUGAGCCUAAGAAGCAGCUUCACAUAGCUUUGUUCCCGUGGCUUGCCUUCGGUCACAUAAUCCCAUUUCUUGAGGUUGCCAAGCACAUAGCUCGCAGAGGCCACAAGGUUUCCUUCAUUUCCACACCUAGAAACAUCCAACGGCUCCCCAAAAUCCCAGAAACCCUAACCCCGUUGAUCACUCUAGUCCAAAUCCCACUCCCCCAUGUCGAAAACCUCCCUGACAACGCAGAGGCCACCAUGGACGUCCCCUACGACGUUAUUCCAUACCUCAAACUCGCUCAUGAUGGACUCGAACGAGGCCUCUCUAAAUUCCUACAAGCUCAAACUCCGGAUUGGAUCAUUCACGACUUUGCCCCUCACUGGUUGCCUCCGAUAGCUACUAAGCUCGGCGUCGCAAUCGGCCAUUUCAGUAUUUUCAACGCUUCCUCUCUAUGUUUCUUUGGAUCAACAUCAGCAGAUCGGGCGUCUAGAUAUGCUCCUAGAAAGAAGCUGGAACACUUCACUGUCCCUCCCGAGUGGGUACCCUUUCCGUCCAAACUCGUCAUGAGGCCUUUUGAGGCUGCGAGAAUCUUAGAAGACGGCAGGAAACCAAACGCUUCUGGUGUGAAUGAUUGGUUUCGUAUGAUAUCAACUGUCCAAGGUUGUCAAGUCUACUUCAUUCGAACUUGUAGAGAGGUCGAGGGUGAGUGGCUAGAUUUGCUUGAAGACCUUCACCAAAAACCUGUGGUGCUUCCAACUGGCUUAUUGCCACCAUUUGUACCAAGAAGUGAUGAAGACGAAGAAGGUGGUAGUGAUUGGUCCAGAAUUGCAGAUUGGUUGGACAAACAAGAGAAAGGCAAAGUAGUUUACGUUGCGCUUGGGAGUGAGCUAAAUUUAAGCCAAGAAGAGUUCAAUGAGUUGGCUCUCGGGUUAGAGCUAUCUGGGUUGCCUUUCUUUUGGGUGCUAAGAAAACCGAGUCAUGUGUCCGAUGGCGACUCGGUUAAUCUGCCAGAUGGGUUCGAGGAACGAACCAAAGAUCGUGGGCUUGUGUGGAAGACUUGGUCUCCUCAGCCCAAAAUUCUGGCCCACGAAUCCAUAGGGGGCUUCUUGACUCAUUGCGGUUGGAGUUCACUGAUUGAGGCACUACAAUAUGGUCGCCCUCUGAUAUUGCUGCCGUUUAUGUACGAUCAAGGACUGAUUGCUAGGUUUUGGGACAAGAAGAUCGGGAUUGAGGUAUCGAGAGACGAAGAAAGUGGUGCGUUUACGAGGAACGAACUGGCGAAGUCACUGAAUUUGGUUGUGGUGGAUGAGGAGGGGAAGCCAUACAGGGAUGGAGCUAAAGAAUACAGCGAGCUAUUUGGAGACAAGGAGCUCCAUAGCAGAUACAUGGACAAAUGCGUGGAGUAUUUAGAAACGCAUGUGCAUAAUGAGGUUUGACUGCUACUAGUUUGGUUAGAAAGGCUUUCAGCCCAGCUGUUUAGACAGUGCCUCACUUUGCAUCCAACUGAUCCAAGUAAGGCAGCAUGUUAUCAUCAAUUACGAAUUUUAUGCAAAAUAAGGAAAUAUAUUCAGAUCGACAUGUUCUUGAGCGUGCAUGGUUCAUGUGUCUUAGUAGAAAAAAUUAAAAGAUAUACACAGAGAGGCAGAGCACCAAUAUGGCAUAUUUGACCAUUAGUACACACCAAUCAUGAGCCGGACAAUCUAGUUAGAUUCAAUAUUUAAGAAACUAAAUAUUACCCACAUAGGAACAACAAAAAUAACAAUAUGUGAAACUUUCAUUUACUGAUCUAGAG
Molecule: messenger RNA, 1790 nt
Organism: Fragaria vesca subsp. vesca
Lineage: Eukaryota; Viridiplantae; Streptophyta; Magnoliopsida; Rosales; Rosaceae
Product: putative UDP-rhamnose:rhamnosyltransferase 1-like
Exons: 1
Coding region: 1-1434 (477 amino acids)
Molecular function (GO): UDP-glycosyltransferase activity
Source: RefSeq, a predicted model, not a curated record